AUGCCAUCAGAUCUCUCAUCUGACUGUGAGUGUCCUAAUUGCUUGGAGGGUGCUGAGAAUGAGUCUGACUGGAAUUCCUAUUUCAACAAGAGUGGUAAUGGCUCUUUAUAUUCAAGAUCGAGGAAGAAAUCCAUGCCUUCUUCCAGCACGCAGUGCUUUCCUUUUCAGUGCCGUUCCAUCAGGCCAGAGAAUGAUAACAAAGGUGUUUCAGCAUUUCUUCUCUCAGAGGAGGAAAGGCAUGUGGAGUCUUCUCCAAACAGUCAUCUCAAUCUGAGCCCCGAGGAUAUCACAAGGAAAAUCAAAUUAUUGAGAGAGCCGACUAUCCAAGAGUUACUGAGGGAGUUUGGGGAUAUUGGGACGUUCCAGCCAAACUCUAUGUCCCUGGGCUACUUUAGAGAUCAGGUGGUUAUGAAGUUCAGAAGGGCUCUGUAUUAUUCUGGAAUUUGGGUGACACAUGUCCAGGGCUCCAAACUUCAAAAGCACUUUUCAGCUAAUUAUUUCAAAAGAAAUCCUGGUUGUCUACACCGACUGGUUCCCUGGCUGAAACGGGAACUAACAGCUGUUUAUGGAGAUUAUGGCUACACAGUGAAGAAUAUUCAAACCACCAUCCUCCAUCACAUGAAAGAAUAUGAUCUGGACAGUGAGUCCUUCAUUCACCUCCUGGAACCUUAUCUCCUACAACACACCCACCAUUUCCUACAUGAGUUUAUCAGUUUUGUUCAUUCACCUUACAACAUGGAGACCUAUGACCAGCGAGCCAUCUAUAAGUGCCCUGCAGUUUCACCAUGGGUAAAAGAGAAGUCCACUGCAUCAGCUCCUGUUUUGCCUUUGCCUAAGGAUCAUGCUCUACUGAUAUCUCAACAAAAUACAAAGCAGUCUAAAAACAUCCAGGGUCAAUGGAAUGAAGAGGAGAGGCCUCUGUCAGGCUUGAAACAGUUUCCAAAUAGUAACUCUUCCUUGAAAAAAUCUGAAAUCCCACCAGUCCCUCAUAAAACAGCAAGCAAAAUGCAUGAUUGUGUCAAAGGAAAAGCAGAAUCAGGCAGCCACACAGGUACAAUUUCUACUAAUAAUAUGCUCCUGAAUUGGGCUACCCCAAGGGAAAGGAGCCCAGGUUUAUUGAGUGGCAAAAAGAAAGCUCAAGAUAAAAAGACAGAAGGAAUAAAGUUACUUCCUGGUCAUGGCCAUGAUCUGGGAAAGUGUGAAACAAUGCCACGCACCUUCAGUACCCCAGCAAUUUCUGUGCAACCACAGAAAUACAGUCUAAGAGAAAGAAGGGUUUCAAGCCUUGGCCAGAAGAUAAAUUUCCAGAAAAAAGAAGAAGAAAAAAACAAAUACUCAGAUUCUUCAACAAAGAUCUUUCAAAGACCUCCCAGAGAAAGAUCCUUGAUAAGUUGCAAAUCCAGAAACAGGGCCCCUUCUUGCAGUUGCAUUUCAGAAAAUACACUUUCUCCUACGAGAGAUGGUAGGAAGCUGAGUUCUUUCAGAAAAAGGAGGAUGAAGUGCCGACAAUCCUCCCGAUCUGUAGAGGCUGGUUCACACUUCAGCAGAAGAAUUCAAAGACGAUCAAGGCUCCAUACUCACAGAUCCAAAUCUUGGUGUGUUGGACCUAGAAAGAGAUCUGUAAGCAGAGAAUCAAGUACUCUCUCUCUGAGAGGAAGUCACAGAAGUGAACACUUCAUCCAGAAUAUCAGCUGUGAGCCCUUAAAGGAAAAGAAUGUGCAUAACAGUGAACCAAACUACAGGAGGGCAUCUUUGCCCACAGUCCAAUACGUGAAGCUUUCUUCAACUGCUGGGAAGAGACCCAAGUGUCCUUCUAAAGGUGAAGGUGCUUCCCAAGUGGGAAGCCACUGUAACAGUCCCACAUGCCCACAGCUGGAGAAACACAGAUCCCCGAGUAAACAGGAGAUAAAGCAAAAAACCACAUUUCCUAGAACUAGAGGAACCAGAGCAGUCAGGCACAGAAAAAACAAAUGUCAGGAUUCAGAUAUACAAAAUACAGAGGAAGUCAGUGAUGAAUUGGGGGAUCUGGAUGACCAAAGACAAAUGAGUAGUGUUCUCAAUGUGCACCUUCUUGCAGGAGGCAAAUCCAUGAAAAACAGAAUUUGGGUCUUCAGAAAUGUCACUGAGUGA
Molecule: messenger RNA, 2130 nt
Organism: Lemur catta (Ring-tailed lemur)
Lineage: Eukaryota; Metazoa; Chordata; Mammalia; Primates; Lemuridae
Product: E3 ubiquitin-protein ligase Topors-like
Biological process (GO): protein polyubiquitination; protein monoubiquitination
Molecular function (GO): ubiquitin protein ligase activity
Source: RefSeq, a predicted model, not a curated record